AUGCAGGCAGCUCCACAAACACAGACCCAAGUCGACUCGAAAGACCGUUUCUUUCGUUACUUUCGCCAUGAAGUUACAGCACUUCAAGAGCAGAUGGAUCGCCUGAAUAGCCUGGCGGCUGACGGAGGCGAGCGCAAUGACGCCGUGGACCACUGCCUUGCCGGGAUAGAUCGCCUGUCUCACGAGGUCAAAGACGCCUCGAGCUACAUUCCAGCAUACGACCAGCGAACAUACAGUGAGGCAAUCAAGGCCCUCUCCGAGAAGCUGCAGAACACCCGCCAAAGCUUCAACCCACCUAAAAAAUUCGCCUUCAAGACCCGCAAGAAUGCUUCCGCAGUCUCCAUCUCAGACGCCGACGAAAUCGCCGCUUCACGGGUCGUUGGCUCAGACACGUCCAAUACAAAUUCUUCCUUCGCGCCCACACCGCUCAACAGACUCUCACCCGGCGAGCGAAAAGAGCAAGAAGCAGCCUUGUCACCACAGAAUAGCACACCGAAAGUGAGCGACGGCAUCGAUGACGCGAACGGCGGGGUGCGCCGACCCUCCUUCUCUGGGGUGACGAGUAUACACAUCAGCAACCACAACGCAGUAAUCAUCAUUGCACACGCAUCAGCCUCGCACGCCACAAGUUCUGGCACAGUCACAAAUCUGAUGAACUGCACCGUCGACCUCAGCGCUCCGACCACCGCGUCGCCCUUCUCAGCACUCUACCUCAAAAAUAUACUAUCCAGCACGAUCAUCACCGGGCAAGUAAGCGGCGCAACGCACAUUACCGACAUUACGUCGUGCAAACUGUACGUCACGAGUCGGCAAUUCCGGAUGCACGGUGCGAAGAAUGUAGACGUAUAUCUGCACUGCGCGUCGCGGCCGAUUAUCGAGGAUUGCGAGGGCGUCAGGUUUGCGCCCCUGCCAGAGGAGCUAGUCAGCGAUGAGCUGAAACCGGCGCAGAAUCAGUGGGAUCAAAUUGACGACUUCAAGUGGUUGAAAGCAGAGCAGAGUCCGAACUGGAGUAUCUUGCCAGAAGGAGAACGUGUGGCGCCAGUGGUGGAAUUGUAG
Molecule: messenger RNA, 1056 nt
Organism: Didymella exigua CBS 183.55
Lineage: Eukaryota; Fungi; Ascomycota; Dothideomycetes; Pleosporales; Didymellaceae
Product: TBCC-domain-containing protein
Exons: 3
Coding region: 1-1056 (351 amino acids)
Biological process (GO): post-chaperonin tubulin folding pathway; tubulin complex assembly
Cellular component (GO): cytoplasm
Molecular function (GO): tubulin binding
Source: RefSeq, a predicted model, not a curated record